CUGUAUUUCUGACUCUGUUCAGUGUGUGUGUGAGAGUGUGUGAGAGAGUUAGAGUGUGUGUAGUCAGUGAGGAGUGGAUUGAUCUGAGCUGCUGAUUGAACACACACUUCAGGAUGAGAUUAUUUCUGCUCUGUUUCACACUGGUGUGUGUGAAGGACACUGAAGCACAGAAUAAAUUGCACCAUUUGGUGUUGGCCGCGUGCUCAGACACGGAUAAGGAGUUUAUGAUGGGUGAUGAUGGAGAGGUGGAGGCUUACACAGAUUUUAAGAAGAAGGAUACAGUGAUUGUGUUGCCUCCGUUCGCUGAUCCGAUGCAGUACCCCGGAUUUUACGAGAGCGCCGAGAGUAACGUGGCCGUCUGCCAAAACGACAUAGAGGUGUUUUCAGUAGAAUUUAAAGACAAGCCGCUGCCACAGGACGCCCCACAGAGCUCCAUCUAUGCCAGAGAUGAUGUACAGCUGGGUAAAAAGAACACACUGAUCUGUCACUCCACACGGUUCUUCCCUCCACCUGUCCGUGUGCGCUGGACCAAAAACAACGUGGAUGUGACGGGUGAAUCCUCACUCAGCCAGUAUUACCUGAAUAAGGACAAAACCUACAACCAGUUCUCCCACCUGCCCUUCACUCCACAGGAAGGAGACGUGUACACCUGCACGGUGCAGCACGAGGCCCUGCAGACGCCUGACACCAGGACAUGGGAGGUGAAUGUUGAUCUCCCCAGUGUGGGUCCGGCUGUGUUUUGUGGAGUGGGUCUGGCUGUAGGAUUGCUCGGAGUCGCUACCGGAACUUUCUUCCUCGUUAAAGGAACCAGUGCAACUGAUGCUUCAGUGACGAGUCCAGAGGUUCGGAUUCACACCAGGACGUCUCCUGUUGGUUUUUCUCCACGGAUCCUGUGCGUCGGCUCCAGUUGAAUUCUUCUGUUAAAGUGUUUAAGUUCUUUCUUUUUGUCCGGUUCCACUGUCCCCUGUUAUUAUACUGGAUUUUACUGCACACAUCUGUUCAUAAUCUUUCUUUUCCAGUGUGUGUAAUGUGUAAUUAAUGUUAGAAGACAGAACGCAAAUGUAAAGGAAUAUGAACUCUUACAAAUAAUAAAAGAAAUAAACUUUAUUGACGUGAA
Messenger RNA from Ictalurus punctatus (channel catfish), 1117 nucleotides. RefSeq names its product H-2 class II histocompatibility antigen, A-U alpha chain. Gene Ontology annotation, biological process: positive regulation of T cell activation; peptide antigen assembly with MHC class II protein complex; immunoglobulin production involved in immunoglobulin-mediated immune response. Gene Ontology annotation, cellular component: membrane; MHC class II protein complex. The record is from RefSeq and is a predicted model, not a curated record. Gene Ontology annotation, molecular function: MHC class II protein complex binding. NCBI's taxonomy places the organism in Eukaryota, Metazoa, Chordata, Actinopteri, Siluriformes, Ictaluridae.